Messenger RNA from Nymphalis io (European peacock), 2278 nucleotides. It is a transcript of the gene ast, whose product is annotated as protein asteroid. The coding region runs from base 76 to 2265 and encodes 729 amino acids. The record is from RefSeq and is a predicted model, not a curated record. Lineage: Eukaryota; Metazoa; Arthropoda; Insecta; Lepidoptera; Nymphalidae. The transcript has a single exon.
UUGUAUAAGAAUUAUUGUAAUCUAAAUCUAACCUAAAAAGCUAGUUAGUAAAUGGAUACCUAGCCUAAUGUAACAAUGGGUGUUCGAGGUUUGACCACAUAUGUAAACAAUAAUCAAGAUGUGUUCAUGAAAAAAUACAAUUUACACGAUACUAAUUUAAUAAUAGAUGGUCACAGCAUAUGUGCCCAGUUAUAUAGAUUGCUAAACAGUUUCUCUGCUUUUGGCGGCGAAUAUGAUAAAUUUGCAUCAUAUGUUAAAACAUUUUUUAAAAACUUACGUAAAUGUAACAUUGUACCAUAUGUUAUAUUCGAUGGGUGUCAUGAAAAGAAAAAAUUGAGAACUGUUUUUAGCCGACUAAAGUCUAAAUUAGGCGGUACGGCACGACUGGAUCCCGUGACGCAGGAUAGAUUACAAAUUUUCCCAUUUUUAUUCCGAGAUGUUUUCAAGGAAGUACUAAAUGAGAUGAAAAUAAACUAUACAGUUUGUGAAUUUGAAGCAGACGAUGAUAUUGCAUCACUAGCAAGACAUAUGAACUGUCCGGUGUUAAGCUAUGACUCGGAUUUUUUUAUUUACAAUGUUUUAUAUAUAUCUUUUAAUACAUUAGAGAUGAAACCAAAACCUUUUGAAGAAAAUGGUGUUAAAUUAUAUGCAAUGGAGUGCAAAAUAUAUAAGGCGCAAUAUUUAUGUGAGCACUUUGGUGGUCUUAAUGAAGAACUUCUACCUUUGCUCGCAACAUUACUUGGCAAUGACUAUGUGGAGAAAAAAGUCUUUAGAAAAUUCUUUUCUCAACUCAAAUUGCAUAAAAGUAAAAAAAAAAAAAAUGAGCAGCAGAGAAGUAUACAUACACUAUUUCAUUGGUUUCAAAAUGAGACAUUGGAUUCAGCUAUUGAAAAAAUUUUAGGUAGACUUAAGAAACAUCAAAAGAAUAAAGUAUUUUUAACCAUUAAACGAAGUGUCGAAGGAUAUUAUAAUGAAAAUUGUCAGUCAUUGAAGUAUUUCGAUAUAACUCUGAAUGAUGUUACUCCAAAAUCUUUUCUGCAAAUGUCUGAUGUUGAGGAGAAGACAGAUAAUUCUGAUAAUUCUGUCGAGAGCACUGAUGAAUCGGGAAACUCUGAUGAGGAUGAGGAAGAGGAAGGAUCACAGGAAGAUGAAAAAGCUGUAACUGAUGACAAAUUAGAAUUAAUCCCACCAUGGUUUGCAGAUAAAAUUCGUCGCCGGAGAAUACCUUAUACCUACUUGAAUCUAUAUGUUCAUCAUUUACAUGUUUGUAAUCCACAAGCUGAAGAUUUUACAGAGAAAGAUUGUUUCCUUUGUACAUUACCCAUAUUGAGAUAUGCAUUUGAUAUUCUCACAGAUUUUUCUCAUGAAUACUGCAUAUAUGUUUGUAGGGAAAAUAGUGGUUACAAAAAAUUAAUUGUAGGUAAAGAGUAUGCAAUACCGAGGCCUUUGGAUGUAUCAUUCCAAGAAAUAAAUGAUGAACAAUUGAAAUUAUGUUUUCAACAUUUUCUCAAUUUGAAACUUCCAAAUUUAAAUUUAGCACUAAUUGAGAUGUUACCCUUAAACUUUCGUUUGUUCAUGAUAUCAGUACUUUGGUGGGUCUCCACUUGCAGUGUUCCGAUCACACAUGUCCUUUCUUUGAUUAUGUCAUACAUAACAUUGGAAGUAAUUGAUGAAAAAACCGGUACAGCUCGUGGUAGUUAUCUUUUUAAUAAUAGGAAUGCUAAAAAACUUGAGGAAUUGAAAAAAUCACCGACUUCAAUUCAAGUUGCAGAUGAUGAAUUAUUCCUCAAUAAAAACAAAGUGAAAUAUGAAGACUGUUUAAUUGCUGCCAGUGUUAUUUUGAAGCAUUUUGAAAUCGAUGACAGUAUACGAAAAAGACCUAAAAGUUAUGAUAUUAAGAAGAUACAUUCUUUUGCCCAAUUUCAAUGUAUAUUACAUCAAAUCAAUUCUUUAAAUAUAUUAUGUGGGGCGCCGUUUGAUACUACACGUUAUUCAAAAUGCUACAACGGAGUAUUGAUCUAUAACAUUGCGUUGAAAUUAGAAAUACAGGCAGAUCCUAUGAAGUUUUUAGACGAUUAUAUUAAAGGUGCUACUACUGUUAUAUUAUUUUAUAAAAGUAUAUGUUCUAUUUAUCAAAAACUGUUAGAAGAAAUGAAUUUAUCAAAUGUUCAAUGGUCGAAAAGGAAAAGGAACAGGGGAAAAAAAGUUUUACAAGAAGACCAAUCUUUCUUUGUUAAAGGGUUUGAAGCUGAUGUUAUAAUAUAAAAAUUUAAGCAUU